AUGGCCUCAGCUGCUAACGCGCCGUCCGAGCAGGAAAGCGGAGAGCCCGACCGGCCGAGGAUAACGCGCAGGCUCAGGGGGGACCGUGCCCGCGGCGCGCCGCUGGAUUUGGAGUAUCUGCAGCGGCCGAGCUACUGCGAUGCGGGCUUCGCUCUGGAGCAGAUCUCAGAGGGGAAGGCGACUGGGAGGAAAGCGCCUCUGUGGCUGAGAGCGAAGUUCCAGAGACUUUUAUUCCGGCUUGGCUGUUACAUACAAAAGAACUGCGGAAAGUUUUUGUUUGUGGGCCUCAUGAUUUUUGGAGCUUUUGCCGUCGGCUUAAGGGCAGCUAAUUUGGAAACGGACGUGGAGAAACUCUGGGUUGAA
Messenger RNA from Menidia menidia (Atlantic silverside), 363 nucleotides. The record is from the annotation of a GenBank genome assembly. NCBI's taxonomy places the organism in Eukaryota, Metazoa, Chordata, Actinopteri, Atheriniformes, Atherinopsidae.